UAAGUAGGAUUCUGGCGCCUAAAGCAACCAUCUUCCUUGCAUUGCUUAAUGCAAGCACACGGGGAGUGCCCUUUAUCGUAGAAUUUCAUUUUCUUCAGAUAUGGACGUUAAAUAUUUGAUCUUGAUUUGGUUUUUAGUGAUUUAGUUUCGUUAAAAUGAGAGUGAAACCAAGUUCUAGAGGUUGCUGUUGGUGGUUUUUGGUGGUAGUAACAUUGGCAUUGGUUUAUGAUGCCAUUGUCUAUACAGUCCAGAAGAAAACUGAGGAAUCUGAAGGGGCUGCUCCUAUUACAGGGCCUCCUGGUGCUAUUGAGAAGAAAUAUGCUGAUGCUCUCAAAAUUGCUAUGCAAUUCUUUGACAUUCAAAGAUCUGCCGAGUUGGGAUAUUGUAACAAGUUUAGUUGGAGAGGGGAUUCAGCUCUUACAGAUGGAAGUCAAGCGAAAUUGGAUCUUUCAAAAGGCAUGUAUGAUGCUGGGGAUCUUAUGAAGUUUGGUUUUCCAAUGGCUUUUACUGCUACAGUACUUUCAUGGGCCAUCCUCGAGUAUGGAGGUCAAAUGGCUGUAGUGAAUCAGUUGGAUCCGGCUCAAGAUUCGCUCAAAUGGAUCACUGACUACCUUAUCAAUGCGCAUCCUGAAGAGAAUGUGCUCUACGUUCAAGUUGGUGACCCUGAAAUUGAUCAUGGUUGUUGGGAAAGACCUGAAGUUAUGAGUGAAAAGAGGCCUCUUACUCAGAUUAAUACAUCUUCUCCUGGGACAGAAGUUGCAGCUGAAACUGCAGCAGCUUUGGCUUCAGCAUCUUUGGUGUUUAAAUCUGAUUCCAGAUAUUCAAGUGCGCUGCUUAAGCAUGCUAAAGAGUUGUUUACUUUUGCCGACAAAUAUAGAGGUUCUUAUAGUGAAAGUAUCCCAGAAGUUUCCACGUAUUACAACUCAACAGGAUACGGGGAUGAGCUCUUGUGGGCAGCUAGUUGGCUCUAUCAUGCAACGGGGGAUAAAUCAUAUCUUCAGUAUGUGACUGGGAAAAACGGUGAAGUCUUCGCACAAUGGGGAAGUGCAACAUGGUUCAGUUGGGAUAACAAACUUGCAGGAACACAGGUUUUGCUGUCGAGACUAACUUUCUUUGGCAACAAAGACACCUCAAACUCAGGCCUUCAGAUGUAUAGGAAAACAGCCGAGGCUGUUAUGUGCAGUCUCAUCCCUGAUUCUCCAACUGCCACACAGAGUAGAACAGAAAGUGGUCUUAUAUGGGUCAGUGAAUGGAAUGCUUUGCAGCAUCCCGUUGCUUCUGCAUUUUUAGCUUCUCUUUACAGCGAUUACAUGCGUAGUUCAGGAACUGCAAAGCUAUCCUGCAAUGGAUAUUCAUAUAAACCAUCAGAUCUUCGGAAAUUUGCUAAAUCCCAGGCUGAUUACGUCUUGGGAAAUAAUCCUAUGAAGAUGAGCUUUCUUGUUGGGUAUGGCGAGAAUUAUCCACAAUAUGUGCAUCAUAGGGGAGCUUCAAUCCCAGCUGAUGCAAAAACUGGUUGCAAAGAUGGCUGGACAUGGCUUGAAAGAAAGGAACCUAAUCCCAACGUAGCAACUGGAGCACUUGUUGGUGGUCCCUUCUUCAAUGAAAAAUUUGUCGAUGAUCGCAACAAUUCAAUGCAGGCAGAGCCAACCACCUAUAAUGGUGCUGUGAUUGUUGGCCUCCUCUCAGGUCUUGUCACCACUUCUUCUGCAGUUCCAUCAUUCACCUAAAUCAAUCCUGGCAUAUAAUUAGGUACACAUUGUUUGUAUCGUAUUGGUUAUUGUCGUGAGACGUUCACUUCAAAUUAGUGUUCAAUAGCUUGUUUCAUACAAUUAAGUUUGAGACAAGAUUCUAGUGCAUGGAGCUCUUUUCCCUUGUUCUUGAGGGAGGGCCCUGAAUAUAAAUGUUCUUCUAGCAGUAUUUUUUUGCCAAUUUUGUUGAAAUUA
This is a messenger RNA of Populus euphratica (Euphrates poplar), 1943 nucleotides long. RefSeq names its product endoglucanase 2-like. Gene Ontology annotation, molecular function: hydrolase activity, hydrolyzing O-glycosyl compounds. NCBI's taxonomy places the organism in Eukaryota, Viridiplantae, Streptophyta, Magnoliopsida, Malpighiales, Salicaceae. Gene Ontology annotation, biological process: carbohydrate metabolic process. The record is from RefSeq and is a predicted model, not a curated record. The transcript has 6 exons. The coding region runs from base 156 to 1727 and encodes 523 amino acids.